AGGUUUAGAUACGAGAGAAAUAAAUUAAUAAAUUAAUAAACCCUAACCUAUCUUUUAGUGUCCAGGAAUUAAGACUUCACAGACUUCCUCCAAAUAUACAUCCACAUUCUCAACACUUACUGGCGCACAUCGUUUUGUCAGUUGGUUUACCUGAAACAAGUUUAACAAGUUUCGUAUCUUCAACAUAGAAAGUUACAAAAAAAAGCAACACAAAGUUUGAACUAUAAUAUAUGAUAUACAGCGGUGAAAAGAGCUCCCAUGCAUAAGCUCGGCUUGGUUACGCGACUUUUACUUCCAAAUGCUCCAGUCAUGUUUCUUAUUUAUAGCACCACAGUCUUAACUGCGUUCGUUCUUAGCAUCACGUGAGGGGUGCGAUCAGAAUCGGUUUCUUUGCACCAAAACAGAACAAGCCAGGAAGUCGCGUCACGUGACGGAGACCGCACCUGCAAGUCUAUGUAGAUUCUCUGACACGCUGCCGGACUGCUUGGAUCAAGAUGUCUGUCGGGGAGCAGAGUGAUUUCAGGUGUGUAGAGCUGGGAGAGGAGGCCAUGGAGCAGCAGCCCACUAAAUAUGGAGAACCAGCCGGGCCAGCGGAGAGGGGUUCUGACACCCAGCCAGGGAAGCCCACUGACAGGAUCCCCCUUACAAACCCUGACACCGCGCAUCAGGAGGGAGCCCGUUGAGAUUCUUUGUCCUGAGGCCUGGUGCUAUUGAACAAGCAGUUCAAGACAUACAGCCCAUGAUGGAUGAAAAGGAAGAUGGCAAUGUCCAAAGUGCCUGGGUAUUUGGUUGAGGUGGAUCACUGGAACAAUGAGAAGGAGCACACUGUGCUGCUUGCAGAGAACUCCCUCCUGAUCUGCAAGUAUGACUUCGUCAUGCUCAGAUGUGAGCGCAUUCAGAGAAUCCCACUGAACUGCAUCGACCGCAUCUGUCACGGGGAGUUCACCUUCCCCCAAAAGUCUCUCAACAAACAUUGUGACUGGGAGGUCACUAACACUGCAGGAAGUGUACAGGAAAUAAAAGUCCCAACAAGACCCCACAUGCUCGUCACAGACACUGGGGCUACAGAGAGGAGAGAAGGGGAAGGACUGCGCAUUAUCUGGGACAGACUGCGUGAGCCAACCUUCUUGUCUCGCUGGAACCCCUUCUCGGGGGACUUUCCAUUCUGCACCUUCACCAAGCACCCAGUUCUGGAGGCCAAUGACAAGUUCACUAAGAUGUGUGCGCUGGACCAGUUCAUGGAUCAGCUGACACAGGCAGUUCAGAGAGCUCAUGAGAAGAAGCCGAUCCCCGGCAACGCCAACAGAGUCCCGGUGCUGAAGCACCCCAUCCUCAUAGAGACCUACGUGGGACUCAUGUCCUUCAUUGGAAACCAGAACAAGCUGGGGUUCUGCCUGGCACGAGGGAACAUGGGAUUCUAAAUGCAGUUCCACCACGCCUUGGCAUCUUCUGUACCAAUCAUAUAUGCAGCAGAACCUCAGAGUUACGAACCCCAUGGGAAUGGAGGUUGUUCGUAAGUCUGAAAUGUGUGUAACUCUUUGGUUUAUUAAAUGUGGACACCUGCUACCUACACCCUCAAUCUGAAGAAUAAUAAAAUGAUACAGUACAGUAAAAUACUUGUUGUUUUGGUUCUAAAGUCUUUAAAACCUAUUAUAAAUGGAAAAAAGGCUACCAUUGAAAUCAUAACUGUAGCAAAAACACAGAUUAAAACGUCCAUGUAAACUUGGGUUAAUACAGUGCUUGUUUUAAACAAAAUGCAUUCAUGCAGCUUGGCUUGUUUGGCUUGGGGAAAAAAAAAUGUUUAAAAC
Molecule: messenger RNA, 1808 nt
Organism: Polyodon spathula (Mississippi paddlefish)
Lineage: Eukaryota; Metazoa; Chordata; Actinopteri; Acipenseriformes; Polyodontidae
Product: tumor protein p63-regulated gene 1-like protein
Exons: 7
Coding region: 747-1421 (224 amino acids)
Cellular component (GO): cytoplasm
Source: RefSeq, a predicted model, not a curated record